AUGGAACAAGAAGCAGCCCAGGUCUCAAGAGUCGCCGUUCGGAUGCCAGAGUUUGUAGCCGCCGAUCCCGAAUUAUGGUUCGCCAUGGCUGAAGGAAGCUUUCUUUGCUCCGGAGUGACACAAGACCGGACGAAGUUUGGCUACAUCGUAGGAGCCCUGCCAGCAAAAUUUGCCGCCGAGGUGAAGGACAUCAUAAUGAACCCACCUACCGACGGGGCCUACGAGAAAUUGAAGAUGGAGCUGGUGCGACGUCUGAGUGCCUCCCAAGAAGAGAAGACCCGCCGCCUACUGGAACGAGAGGAAAUGGGGGAUCGUAAGCCGUCACAAUUCCUUCGACAUUUACAGGGACUCGCAGAUCCAACCGUCCCAGAAGCCCUGAUGAAAUCCCUGUGGAUGAGCCGUCUACCCAAGUGUGUCCAGGUGUCAUUGGCCAUCAUCAAGGACACGAAUCUCGAAGACUUGGCAACCCAUGCAGACAAUAUAAUGGAAGCCUCCCGACCUAUCGUCCACCAGAUAGCAGAGACAACCAACAUAGAGGCCAUCAUCGAUAGGAAGCUGGAGCAAAUGGUCUUAGGACUGAACCUGGAGAUAGCAACCCUGCGGGCAGAGCUGGCAGCACACCACCGAGAGCGACCCAAGAGAGAUGGUAGCCGAAGCCGUUCCCACGACCGUCGAAGAAGCCAGAGUCGCAGACGAUCGCCAACUGACGGACACUGCUGGUACCAUACGAGAUUUGGAGCCAGGUCCACGAAGUGCGUGCAGCCCUGCAACUACACCUCGGGAAACGAAGGGGGCCUUCACUAG
Coccinella septempunctata (seven-spotted ladybird) is the source of this 804-nucleotide messenger RNA. RefSeq lists its product as uncharacterized. The record is from RefSeq and is a predicted model, not a curated record. The coding region runs from base 1 to 804 and encodes 267 amino acids. The transcript has a single exon. Lineage: Eukaryota; Metazoa; Arthropoda; Insecta; Coleoptera; Coccinellidae.